AUGAAAAAGUCAAAAUACGUCUUUUUUUUUGUAAUUUUUUUUAAUGUUUUUUUUAUUUUGAGUUCUAAGAAUCGAGUUGUGAAAAAUGAAAGAAAAUUAAAGAAGAUUUUAUUAAUACGAACUAAGAAGAAUUAUAUUAAAGAUGUGGAAAAUGGAAUAGAGAGAAUAAAUAAAAUAAAAAUGAUAAAAGACAAAAUUAAGAAAAAAAAAAGAAAAAAUGAAAAAUGUUUAUUUAUGUUUAUAAAACUUUUUAAACAAAACAUUUAUGCUUCAAAAAGUUAUUUAUCUUAUAGAAAAACAGAUAACCAUAUAAAUAAAAUAAAAAAAUAUUAUUAUAAUAAUAAAAAUGAAGAAAUAAAUAGAAAUUACACUAUACUAAAAGAUAAUUGUUUUGAUUAUCCAUUUUUUGAUUUUACCAUUUUGAAGGAAAAUCAAAAAGAGAAUGAUAAAAGUAGGAUAGGAAUAAUAAAAACACCAAGAGGUAGUAUAGAAACACCUAAUUUUUUGUUCUGUGCUACAAAGGCUUGCAUGAAAUCUACUCCUAUAGAUUUUUUAAAAAAUUCCAAAACUCAAAUUAUUUUAUCAAAUACUUUUCAUUUAUUAAUUCAGCCAAAACCUCAUAUUAUUUUUCAAUUAGGAGGUUUACAUAAAUUUAUGAAUUGGAAGAAUCCUAUUCUUACUGAUUCAGGAGGAUAUCAAAUUUUUAGUAUGUCUUAUGGAUCAGUUGCUAAUGAAAUAAAAAGAAAUAGUAAUAAUAAAUUUGAAGAUAUGAAAAAUGAAACAACAAAAAAUAGUACAACUGAAAAUGAAGUUAACAAAAAAAAUGAAAAAAAAAAAAGUAACAAUAAUAAAACAAAUCAAUUAAAUAAUGGAUAUAUUUUAAAAAUUAAUGAAAGAGGAGCAGUUUAUAAAUCAUAUCAUGAUGGUUCUAUAGGUUUACUAUCUCCAGAAACCUCUAUUCAAUCCCAAUAUCUGUUAGGUAGUGAUUUUAUUUUAGUUUUAGAUGAAUGCACACCCUAUCAUGUGAAUAAAGAGUAUACAGAACGUUCAAUGCACAGAUCUCAUAGAUGGUAUUUGAGAUGUCUACUAGAAUUUUAUAAAGCAAACAAUAUGGCUAAUUAUCAUGACUACUUAAAUGAUAUAUAUAAUAAAAAAUAUAAGACAAAUGAAAAAUGGAGAAAAAGAGAUAAAAAUAAACAGGCAUUAUAUGGAAUAAUACAGGGAGGAAUAUAUAAUGAUUUGAGGAAAAAAAGUUGUGAUUUCGUAUGCAGCUUACCUUUCUUUGGUUUAUGCAUAGGGGGGUGCUUAGGUAAAAACAAAGAAAUGAUGUAUAGUGUAAUAGAAAGCACAAUGAAUUUUAUAAAAAUAAAAAAGCCAAUUCAUUUAUUAGGAAUUGGGCAAAUUAGAGAUAUAUUUUUUGGAGUAAAAAAAGGACUAGAUACUUUUGAUUGUGUGAUUCCUUCAAGAUUAGCAAGACAUGGUUACUUUUUAUGUAAAGUACAAAAUAUUAAAGAUAUAGAAAAAAAGUUAUGCAGAGUUUUAAAAAGUGAAUAUGUAAAAAUAAAAUUAAGCAUCUUUAAAUUAGAUAAUAAUCCUUUAGAGAAGGAUUGUGACUGCUAUACAUGCUUAAACUAUUCAAGAGCUUAUUUACAUUUUCUUUAUAAAAUUAGCGACAAUUUAUUAGGAACUUUAUUAACUAUACACAAUGUAAAUUAUAUGAAUCAAUUAAUGUCAGAAAUACGAAAUGCAAUAAAAGAAAAUAAUUUAGAAAAAAUUGAAAAAAAAUGGAUUAAAUAA
This is a messenger RNA of Plasmodium relictum, 1797 nucleotides long. Its product is annotated as queuine tRNA-ribosyltransferase, putative. Gene Ontology annotation, cellular component: cytoplasm. Gene Ontology annotation, molecular function: pentosyltransferase activity. Gene Ontology annotation, biological process: tRNA wobble guanine modification; tRNA queuosine(34) biosynthetic process. The transcript has a single exon. Lineage: Eukaryota; Apicomplexa; Aconoidasida; Haemosporida; Plasmodiidae. The record is from RefSeq and is a predicted model, not a curated record. The coding region runs from base 1 to 1797 and encodes 598 amino acids.